This is a messenger RNA of Kwoniella mangroviensis CBS 8507, 228 nucleotides long. RefSeq lists its product as uncharacterized. The transcript is spliced from 2 exons. The record is from RefSeq and is a predicted model, not a curated record. NCBI's taxonomy places the organism in Eukaryota, Fungi, Basidiomycota, Tremellomycetes, Tremellales, Cryptococcaceae. The coding region runs from base 1 to 228 and encodes 75 amino acids.
AUGCCUGACAACGACUCUAGAAAUCAACCAUCAACGAAUCCUCAAUCCAGCAAUGGAUCAGCAUCAUCCUCUCAAACUACUACUCCAGGAAGUGGCAUUUUCAGCAGUCUGAUCAAUAGUCUUGUCAAAGUUGCUGAUCCCAAAAAUGGUAUUCCUGGUGAUCCGGAUGGUACGAUGAUUGCUGAGUACUAUUCAAGAGGGCAUGAGAACGACCGAUCCACCAAAUAG